AUGGUGUGGGAGCCGAGCAGAGGGCAGCGGCCGGCGGCCCCGCACCCACACCCGCACCCGCCGCGGGGCUGCACCUCAGGGGCAGGGACAGGGGCAGCGAGGCGCCUGGAUUCCUCCAGAGUCAGCCUCGGUGCUGCUGCUGCACACGUUUCCUCCUCGUCCUCCUCCUCCUCUCCGCUCCCCAACCCCCUGAGCCACACCGGCGGCGGCAACAGUUGGAACAGCGAUUCCAAUUCCUUGCUCCUGAGGAGACGACUCAGGAGGAACCUCUCCACCACCACCACCACCACCACCACAGCGGCGGCGGCGGCGGGAGGCGCCUCUUCCUCCGGCAGCACCCGCAGCCUGGACCGUAAGAACAUGGUGGGCUUGAAGCACAGGCUGCUGACCCUGGCGGACAGGGAGUGGGUGAGGGCGGACUCGCAGAGGGGUUGUCUGCACCUGUACGACAGGCACAUGUCUUCUUACCUGCGGCCGCUCCUGUGCACACUGCAGACCACAGCGUCCGAAGUGGCCGCCAGACUGCUCCCCCACCCCGGCCACCCGGGGGGGGGGAGGGCGGCCCCGAGGGACGGUGUCGGAGCGGCCAAACUGGGAUCGUUGGACAGCAUUGUUGGAGGGAGGAUCGGGGCAAUGAGGACUGUUGGUGCCGGGUCCGGGUCUGGGUCCGGGUCCGGGUCCGGGUCUGGGUCGGCUUUGCUGGGCGGGUCAGGCCAGGCAGACGCUGCUCGUGCCAGGCCAGGAGCUUCCUCAGGCAUUGCUGCUCCCAGGCAGGUCACUGCUAAUGGGAAGCUGAGGCCACUGGGCACUGCAGGGCAGCAGUCAAAUACUGAUACUGCCAGACACAGGCACGGGAAUGCUGCUUUUACAAGGCUGGGGCUGUCACUGCACACCGACAGUGCCACACAGGGCAUUGCCACACACAUGAAUCCUGCAAGUGCCAGACAGGGGAACGCUUUUAUAACCACUGUCGGAGAGGGACCAAACUCUGAUACUUCUGGGCUCAGGUUGGACAAUGGUUCCGCGAGAGUUGGAUCACCAAACAGUGCCACUGUCAAGUUGGCGACGGUAGACCGCGCCGCUGCCGGGCGCAGACCGUCGCUGGACAGCAGCGUAACGAAAAGCGAGCACGCAAACGGCGAUGCGACAAGUGGUGCGGUUGUCAAAGCGGAGUCUCUGGACUAUUACUCCAGAGCCGAGGUGAGGCGAGACAUUCUUUCCAGCAAACAGGAGCUGGCGGUCAGCGGGAAUGUCAGGGCAAAGCCUGACGACACCUGUAUUUCAGGAAUGGGGCCAACAGACGUCACGUUCACAUCUAUGCUGUACGUUCAACUUCACGGUGAAACUGCCAGGAGACUGGAGCCGCAUGAAAAUCCCCUUAAAAUACAAAACGAGUACCUUUUUAAACUGGGAUUUAAAGAUCCUUGCAGGGUGCAGGAAGAAGGCAUGGAUGUUGAGAUUGGCUGUCUAAUACGAUUUUAUGCAGGGAAACCUUCCAGCAUUGAUCAUCUGGAGCGGAUCCAGCUGUCCGGGCUGUUCAACGUUCGGAAAGGGAAGAUGCAGCUUCACAAAUGGACCAAACGCCAGGUCAUCCUGUGUGGAACCUGCUUGAUAGUUUCCUCUGUGAAGGACAGCCACUCGGGGAAAAUGCACGUGCUACCAUUGAUCGGGGGAAAGGUGGAGGAAGUGAAGAAGCAUCAGCACUGUUUGGCUUUCAUGUCAUCGGGACCACAGAGUCAAACCUACUAUGUCAGCUUUGAUAGCUUCCCAGAAUAUUUACGCUGGCUUCGACAGGCUUCAAAGAUUGUUUCCCAGAGAAUCAGCUCCGUGGACCUAUCGUGCUGCAGUUUGGAGGCGCUGCCAAGUAAUCUCUUUUACAGUCAGGACUUGACUCACCUGAACCUGAAACAGAACUUCCUUCGGCUGAAACCGUGUCUUGGAGCAAGUGGAGGUCUGAGCGACCUUCAGAGGUUCAUGAAGUUGAGAAGUCUGAAUUUGUCCAAUAAUCACAUGGGAGAGUUUCCUCUCGCUCUCUGUGAUAUUCCAACGCUUUCGGAGCUCAACCUUUCCUGCAACGCCCUCCGAUCGAUCCCACCGGCAGUCGGCAACAUGAAUAACUUGCAGACUUUUUUGCUGGACGGCAACUCCCUGCAGUUUCUCGCCCCAGAGCUGGCAAAUCUGCAGCAGCUGACGUACCUGAGCCUGUCCUUUAACCAAUUCACACACAUUCCAGCCGUGCUGGAGAAACUAACCACUGUGGAGAAGCUGUGCAUGUCCGGCAAUGGCCUGGAGACCCUGAGCCUGCAGAAGGUGGGCAGGAUGCCACACAUCAAACAAGUAGAUUUAAGACUCAAUUGCAUCACCAAGCUGGAUACUGCGGAUAUGGAUAUCUUGCCAUAUGUUACGCAUCUAGAUCUGCGGGACAACAAAUUGACUGACCUUGAUGCCUCUGUGUUUGGCAACAUUGAGGUUUUGCACUGUGAACGAAAUCAACUGUCCAGCCUUAAAGUCAGUGGGUAUCUGCUGAAGAAUCUAUUUGCUGCUACAAAUAGCCUUGUGUACAUUGAUGUUUAUCCAGUCCCCAACAACCUUACCUUCAUGGAUGUAUCAAGGAACCGACUGGACCUCUUACCCGAUUGGGUUUGUGACAGUAAAAAGCUGGAAGUCUUGGAUGUGGGCCACAAUCGGAUCUGCGAGCUGCCUGGAAAGUUGUUCUGUAACGGGAGCUUGCGCAAACUACUGGCAGGUCACAACCAACUCCGGAAACUUCCGGAACGACUUGAGCGGACGCAGGUGGAGGUCCUCGACAUCCAGCACAAUCAAUUAACCGAGUUGCCCUCUAACCUUUUCCUGAAAGCUGACGGCUUGCGAUGUCUGAACGUUUCAGCAAAUAAAUUAGAAAUGCUUCCUCCCUCCUGCCUGUCUGAGGAGAGCCACAGUGUACUACAAGAGCUGUAUCUCAGCAAUAAUUCUCUCACGGAUAAAUGUGUGCCACUACUGACCGGUCACACUUAUCUUAAAGUCCUGCACCUCGCUUACAACCGGCUCCAGAGCUUUCCAGCCAGUAAAAUGGCAAAGCUGGAAGAGUUGGAAGAAAUGGAUCUCAGCGGGAACAAACUGAAGGCCAUUCCUACCACUAUCAUGAACUGCAGGCGUCUGCACACAGUCAUUGCACAUUCCAACUGUAUCGAAGUCUUUCCUGAAGUCAUGCAGCUCUUAGAAAUUAAGUGCGUUGACCUGAGCUGUAAUGAGCUGAACGAGAUCACGUUGCCCGAAAAUCUGCCACUGAAACUACAGGAACUAGACCUGACUGGAAACCCCAGGCUAGUUCUGGAUCACAAAACUCUGGAGCUGCUGAAUAACAUCCGUUGCUUCAAGAUAGACCAGUCGGCCACAUCCUUUGCAGUUGGUGAGGCGUCUGGUGCCCCAGCUGUGUGGAGUCAUGGAUACACAGAAGCCUCAGGAGUGAAAAACAGGUUGUGUGUAGCCGCCUUAUCGGUGAAUAACUUCUGUGACAACAGAGAGGCUUUGUACGGAGUAUUUGACGGUGAUCGGAAUGUGGAGGUGCCCUACCUCCUGCAGUGCACCAUGAGCGACGUGUUGGCAGAGGAAUUGCAGAAGUCAAAGACCGACGAGGAAUACAUGACCAACACCUUCCUGGUCAUGCAGAGGAAACUUGGAACUGCUGGACAGAAGCUGGGCGGCUCCGCUGUGCUUUGCCACAUUAAACAUGAUCCCAUGGAUCCCUCUGGUUGUUUCACACUGACCGCAGCCAAUGUUGGGAAGUGCCAAGCUAUCCUGUGCAGAGAUGGCAAACCCCUGCCUCUUUCAAAGCUGUAUACUGUGCGCUGUGAAGAAGAACUGCAGCGGAUUAAACGUCACAAAGCCAUGGUCACUGAGGACAAUAAAGUCAAUGGGGUGACAGAUUCCACGAGGAUCUUGGGCUACACGUUCCUCCAUCCCUACGUUGUUCCUCGGCCUCACGUUCAGUCCGUCACCCUCACGCCGCAAGACGAAUUCUUCAUCCUGGGCAGCAAGGGUCUGUGGGACAGUAUCUCCUAUGUGGAAGCUGUGGAGUCCGUGAGGAAUGUGCCUGACGCUCUGGCUGCUGCCAAGAAGCUGUGUAGUCUGGCCCAGAGCUACGGCUGCAACGACAGCAUCAGUGCGGUGGUGGUGCAGCUCAAUGUCAGCGAAGACUGCUUUUGCCUUUGCGAUAUGAAUGGUGUCCCGCCUCCAAGUCCAGGCAUUUUCCCUCCUUCAGUGAGCGAGGUGAUAAAGGACCGGCCCACGGAUACUCUGGGGAUGCCAUCUUCCAGCAGCGGGGUGGCCUCGGAGAUCAGCAGUGAAAUCUCCACCUCGGAAAUGAGCAGCGAAGUGGGCUCCACGGCCUCCGACGAGCCCCCCCAGGUGACGCUGGCUGAGGGGGGAUCGGUGUUUCACGGCGAGCAGCGCUGCAUGCUGCACCCCGUGUGCCUGACCAACUCCUUCCAGCGCCAGCUCUCCAGCGCCACUUUCUCUAGCGCCUUCUCGGACAACGGGCUGGACAGCGAGGAUGAGGAGCCCAUCGAGGGCGUCUUUUCCAACGGGAGCCGAGUGGAGGUGGAGGCCGACAUCCACUGCACCCGGGCCAAGCAGACGGAGAAGAUGGUGCUGCACUCGGCCUCCGAAACCUGCGACGAGGGGAUCGUCAUCAGCGCCAACGAGGACGAGAGCUCGGAGAAGGCGGUGCUGAAGGCCCACGAGGAAAGCGACAGCCAGCAAGCGGAGGCCUCUGCCACGGGAACCAUCGGACGCAGGCGGGGAAACGGAUCUGUUGCCCCACCAGAGAAGAGCCACAAUUUAAUCGAGGUGGCGGCAGAUCCCCCCCUGAAGAAGGGCGGAGGCUACUUCGCUGCCCCCGCCCAGCCGGACCCUGACGACCAGUUCAUAAUCCCACCAGAACUAGAGGAGGAAGUGAAGGAGAUAAUGAAACAGCAUCAGGAGCAGCAGCAGAGACAGUAUCAGCUGGAGCAGCUCCCAGAUUGCUAUGAUACACCUCUAUGACCAGGAGCGAAACUAUUAUUUUCACUGACCUUGAGCCUUAGGAGCUCAAAGCAUCUUACUUUUCAACAGAGACUGGACAGGUUUUGUGAGAUCUCGUCCCCGUUCCUAAUCUUUCUCCCCGUCUCACUUUACCCCGCUCCUCCCCAGUUACACACACUGACAUGAGCAGCCAUUCUUUGUGAGUUUUUUUUAAAAAGAAAUCAUCACUUUGUUCUGUUGUUACUGAUUUAACCGUUUUAAGAACUAAAUAAUGGAUUAGUAUCAGUUUUGCUAGAGCAUAUCAUUUCUGUAAGACAAUGGUUUAGUGUAUCGCGUGGAGAGGCAGAUUUUUCUUAAACCAUCGAGCAUUCGUUAGAAAACAGAGAAGCAUAAGUAUUAAGAAUGAUUGAUUGUAGUUCAUGAUAUAAAUGUGGUCUUGCUAAAAUCAUGGCUUUUUUUCCAAAAAAAAGCGACUGUCAUAGAGAUUUGUAGACAUUAAAGACUAACUCCUAGGAGUUGCAAACUCAUUAAUGUGACCUAGUCACUGAUAUUUACUAAUCUUCUCUGAGAGAACAGCUGAUUUCAGAAAUUAUUGUAAAUAGUUUGAAUGUUGUAUAAUGAUGAGAGUCAACACAAAGUUCCCGAGCAGUCUUUAUCUGGAAAAGCAUUUAAAAGGUUUUAUUUUCCUUGUCGUCUUCAAGAAGUUGAUGAGUGAUGGGAUUACUCAGUGUGAAAACUGCCUGGCUAUGGUUUGUUCAAGGACUGUUUUUUUGUCAGCUGGCCUGUUGUCACACUUGAAUUUCUCUCUUCAUGUCUUCUGCUGCUCAACAGCAUGACUGUGUCGAUGUUAUCACCAGGAAACAAAAAAAAUUAUAUUACAAAGGAUACACGAGCAGAUAUGUUAAUACAAUUUUGUUUAAAAUAAAUCUACAAUUUAAACAAA
Messenger RNA from Callorhinchus milii (elephant shark), 5965 nucleotides. RefSeq names its product PH domain leucine-rich repeat-containing protein phosphatase 1. NCBI's taxonomy places the organism in Eukaryota, Metazoa, Chordata, Chondrichthyes, Chimaeriformes, Callorhinchidae. The transcript has 17 exons. The record is from RefSeq and is a predicted model, not a curated record. Gene Ontology annotation, molecular function: protein binding. The coding region runs from base 1 to 5043 and encodes 1680 amino acids.